Molecule: messenger RNA, 1074 nt
Organism: Helianthus annuus (common sunflower)
Lineage: Eukaryota; Viridiplantae; Streptophyta; Magnoliopsida; Asterales; Asteraceae
Exons: 2
Coding region: 1-1074 (357 amino acids)
Source: RefSeq, a predicted model, not a curated record
AUGGAGAUUCUUAACAAUAUUAUGUCUAGGGCGGUUUCGGAGGGCUUAUUCGAAGGCCUCCAACUUCCGAACGGGGGGCCCUUGCUUUCUCAUCUUUUAUACGCCGACGACGCCAUUUUUGUAGGAACGUGGAGUAGAGCGAACUUGUUGUCUCUAAAUAGAAUUUUACGGAUUUUCUCUCUGUUAACGAUCCUUAAGGUAAACUUGGGUAAAAGUCGGGUGUUUGGUAUCGGGGCAUGCGACUUUGAAGUGCGGGAUUUUGCUUCUAUUUUGAAUUGUCAUCGCGGAUCCUUUCCUUUUAUUUAUCUUGGUAUUCCGGUUGGUGUUAAUAUAAGGUGGGUGGUAAACUGGAAGCCGGUUAUAGAUAAGUUCAAUUCUAAAUUAUCCACUUGGAAAGCAAAAGUUCUUUAUCUCGCGAGAAGAAUCACAUUGACAAAGGCGGUUCAUGGAAGUGACUUGGAAAAAGACUUUUUAAAAUACGGGUUCAAUAUACACAGUCUUCUUCAUUGUGAAAUUGCUUAUGGAGAUUUUGCGUGUUUUUUGUUAGAUAAUUGGACAGGCGUAGGUCUGCUCUAUGACCUCUUCCCGUCCAUUUUCUACUUGGCUGGCCAAAAAAAGAUUAAGGUGCAAGAUUGUUACGAGCUAGUGGGAUCGACUUUGCUGUGGAGAUGGGGCUGGAAGAGGGAUCCUAGUUCAGCCCAAGAAUGGGCCGAAUGUUCCCUUCUUAUGGCCCUUCUUUCUCAGCAAAAAGUGAAGGCUGGUUUGGACACAUGGGGAUGGAAAGGUUGUUCGGUUUAUGCCUUUAAAGUCAAAUCAGUAAGAAGGGAGCUUUGUGAGGCGAAAGGUAACACUUUCCAGAAUUUUGACUUCAUUUGGAACUCUUGGGUGCCUCCUAAAGUGAACAUUUUGGUUUGGAGGGCGAUAAUUAGAAGACUAGCGACUAAAAAAGCGUUGUCCAGAAGAGGCUUGCAAGUCAGGAAAACUCUUUGUUCGAUGUGUCAUGUAGUCGAGGAAGAUGUCGCCAUGUUUUCGUUUCAUGCCCAAGCGCUAGAGAAGUGUGGGUGCAGAUUUUGA